UUUAGUCUCCGGUGGGUUUGUUUCAUUUUAUUCGUGUCACUAUGGACACGCACAGCGGGGUUUUCUUUGUAAAGAGACUUUUUGACGUGUCGAACGUGUCCGGGUCCGUGGGACCUCACGGCUGUGAUAACGGGGCUCUGACGGACCGGUUCGGGGUUCUGAUCCAGACUCUGCUGGCUGUGGUCGCCUUCAGCACGCUGAUGUUUAAGCGGUUUCGGGAGCCUGUAGGAAUCAGACGGCCGUGGAAGAUCUGGCUUUUUGACACGUCCAAGCAGGCUAUCGGCGCUCUGUUUGUCCACUUCGCCAACGUCUUCCUGUCCACGCUCACCAAAGAGGACUCGUGCUCCCUGUACCUGAUCAACUUCCUGCUGGACGCCACGCUGGGGAUGCUGGUCAUCUGGAUCACCAUCAAGCUGGUGUCCAAGCUGGUGGAGCUCAAGCAGUGGACGCUGCUCACUUUCGGUGAAUACGGUGACCCUCCGCAGGCGGGGGCGUGGCUCGGUCAGUGCGGCAUCUACCUGCUCAUGAUGGUUCUGGAGAAAGGUGUGAUCAGCCUGGUGCUGCUCGUCCCCGGAUGGACCAAAUUGCAGGAGGUGUUGCUGAGUUACAUCGCGGACCCUCAGGUGGAGCUGGUGCUGGUGAUGCUCGUCGUGCCCUUCAUGGUCAACGCCAUCAUGUUCUGGGUCGUGGACAGCCUGACAAUGAGAAGGUACAAGACCACGAAGUACCUGGAGGACUCGUGCGAUGGUGCCAUGAAGGCCAGCUCGCUGCCCUGCGUGACGGGUGAAGAAUCACAGGUCCUGCUGGCCACGGAGACGGAUGAGGCUUCAGAGGGGGAAGAGGAGCUGGGUGUGGGACCGGUCGUCCAGGUGCAGCAUUCACUGGGACCAGAGCGGCCGAGCUGGGUGGCGGUUUAGACCCAGGUGACAAACACCAACACACAAGAACCUCACAGGCAGAAAUGGCUGAAACCCUGAACCAGCUGGAGGUCAGCGUGUCUGAUUACUGCUGCCCAAAGACAGAAUUAUAGGACUUCAAAAAACCUGAGGAUGUGACGCGUCGAGCACAGCUGCAUCGAUCCAUAAAGGUGUUGAUGGUUCAAAGCAGUGCUCAUGUCUUUGAUAGGACGCGAGCAGGUGCACCAGGAUCAAAGUGCAGAAGAAAAUAGGAUGAACUGGGUUUGGCCUGAUGCUGCUCCACAGACUCAUUUAUCAAGUAUCCUGAUCCAGAGAGAGCGAACGUCCAAACAGACUGCACUGGUUUUUUAUGCUGACCGUCCUUCCUGCACGUUUUUUUUGGCUGCUGCACUUUGCUGCCUUUUUUUUUAAGGUGAUUCACAUUAUAAAGAAAUCUUGAUUUUUAGAAGGUGCUGAUGUUUGAUUACUUUCAUGUUUAUUCUGACAACAUACGGCACAUUUAUUUUAUCUGGAUUAGCUGAUGUUGGGGUGCAGGACGUUUUACAGCCAAGUCCAAACGGGGGGGUGUUGUUUCCGAGAACAGAGCCGUCACGUUACCGUCUCUGGUUUUCACUCAGCAGGUGUGCAGCUGCGUGUUGAUUUAACACAUCAGUGAUUUUCAGCUGUUAAAUGUAUUUUUCAUCCAUCCAUUUUCUUCCACUUUAUCCGGAGUCGGGUCGUGGGGGCAGCAGCUCAAGCAAAGCCGUCCAGACCUCCCGAUCCACACACACCUCCCCCAGCUCCUCCGGGGGAACC
Messenger RNA from Thalassophryne amazonica, 1712 nucleotides. It is a transcript of the gene tmem110l, whose product is annotated as transmembrane protein 110, like. NCBI's taxonomy places the organism in Eukaryota, Metazoa, Chordata, Actinopteri, Batrachoidiformes, Batrachoididae. The transcript is spliced from 8 exons. The record is from RefSeq and is a predicted model, not a curated record. The coding region runs from base 42 to 917 and encodes 291 amino acids. Gene Ontology annotation, cellular component: membrane.